Messenger RNA from Drosophila arizonae, 1411 nucleotides. RefSeq names its product Carbonic anhydrase 8 (gene CAH8). The record is from RefSeq and is a predicted model, not a curated record. Gene Ontology annotation, cellular component: cytoplasm. Gene Ontology annotation, molecular function: carbonate dehydratase activity; zinc ion binding. NCBI's taxonomy places the organism in Eukaryota, Metazoa, Arthropoda, Insecta, Diptera, Drosophilidae.
CGGAAUGUUUUUAUAGUGAAUUGUAAUAGUAAACUCAGAAGCUCAACUAGAAUCCGUUCUCGAAGCUGUGCAGCUGCCAAAUAUGAGCAGCUUAGAUCCGUAAAUGUUACGUGGGUGCUCAUAACUGUCUGUGUGUCAACCCAUUUCGGCAUUAUUUGUUGGCGCUGUUGUCGUUGAGCCGCAGAAAUCGAGCAUGAAAAAAAGAAACUCUCGAGUCAUCCACCCCCCAGAGCCGAUGGCAUUUCCCAAGUGAUCUCGACUCUGACGAAGGGCUGUCGGAGACCACGAAUCCGUAUAAAGGUCUAAGCCAGCCAUGAGCGCGGCUCAGUUGGCAGAGCAGCGUGCGUGAGCCUCUUUGUCGGGUCGUUCGUGUACAUAACGAUUGCAUACUUCAGUUGAUUUACACUUGAAUAAGAGUUAAUGUACGUCUGUGCACAGUUGUCAUUAUAAUUGCGCAGAAUGCAUUUUCCGGCAAUUGGCGACUUCUAUCAGCGACUUCUGUUUCUGCUGCCCUUCUCAGCGAAUUUACUGCCAGAAGGGCUACGCUUCAGCUAUGAUGAUCCCCAAAGCUGGCGACUUAGUUAUCCACAAUGUGGGGGUAACUACCAAUCGCCCAUCUCAUUGAGUCUCCACAAGGCAAUACCCAUUGGCUUGCCUCCAUUGCACUUUGGUCAUUAUGAUCAGCCCUUCGAUGAGCUCUUGAGUGUGAGAAAUAAUGGACAUACAGUUGAGUUCAGGGUGCCCACAACCGUGCUGGGUGAACGUCCUUUUCUCACUGGCGGACUACUGCGGGACUUCUACGAGGCGAGGGCUGUGCAUUUUCAUUGGGGCUCGUCUCAACGUAAGGGCUCUGAGCAUUUGCUCAACGGGCGGCGCUACGAUCUGGAAAUGCAUAUUGUGCAUCGCAAUACAAGAUACCAGAGCGAUGAGGAGGCCAGAAACCAAACCGAUGGCCUGGCCGUACUCGCGGUGCUCUUCAAGGUGGUGCGGACCAGCUAUCUGUUUUAUCAGCCCGGCCUUAACGAGAUCUUUGGCUCGCUGCUGCACCUGGGCGACUUUAAUAGCAGCUACACCCCGCCUGCUUUUCUUACGCUCGGAUCGCUGCUUGGCAACCUGGAUAGAGGCAAUUUUUAUGCCUACAUGGGAUCGCUGACCACGCCCCCAUGUUCGCCAGCUGUGGUGUGGCACGUGUUUGCCGAGGUGCUGCCCAUUUCGCACCUGGAACUGCCGAAGUUUUGGCAACUCAGAGAUCGCCGUGGCCGGCCGCUGUUGAACACGUUUCGACCACUGCAGUCGGUGGAGGCGCGUCAGGUGUUCCAUCGUCGAGCUUCCGAUGCAUAUGUGUUCGCCAAUGGUUACUUGCAGCCACCUCUGUAACGUGACAAAAAAGCCGCAAAAAAUCCGAGUUCUA